AUCUGGUUACUGCCGUUUGGAACGUGCCGCUGUAAACCAGUUUUAAAAAGGCUUUUCCUGUUAAUUCACGGCUCAUUGUGCCUCUUGUUUCAGAGGGAAGAAAAGCUGAGUUAGUAAUCUCAAUGGACGCAAUACUGAAUUACAGGUCAGAAGAUACUGAAGAUUACUACACGCUCCUGGGAUGUGAUGAACUGUCUUCGGUUGAACAAAUCCUGGCAGAAUUUAAGGUCAGAGCCCUGGAAUAUCACCCCGACAAGCAUCCUGAAAACUCCAAAGCUGGUCCUCUUCCUACCAUCACCACAGCCACUACAGUAGUGGAGACUUUUCAGAAACUGCAAAAGGCAAAGGAGAUUCUGACUAAUGAAGAGAGUCGAGCCCGCUAUGACCACUGGCGAAGGAGCCAGGUGUCGAUGCCAUUCCAGCAGUGGGAAGCUUUGAGUGACUCGGUAAAAAUGUCAAUGCACUGGGCUGUCAGAAGUAAAAAGGAUCUGAUGCUGGAAGAAUCUGACCAGACUCAUACCAACAAGGUUGAAAAUGAGGAAGGGAACGAGCAAAGAGAGAUAAAGAAAGAGGAGCUGGAUUCAACCACAGAGAAAAUGGAGCAAAAAGAUUCUGAGUCCCUGGAGAAGUCAUUCUCCCCACAAAAUCCGGAUUCUCCAGGUUCUUCAGAUGAGAACCGCUGGCACCUUCAUUUCCGCUGGUCUGCAGAUGCUCCCUCAGAACUCCUGAGGAAAUUCAGAAACUAUGAAAUAUGAAAUGUCCCUGCUCCAGGAGAGAGAGAGCGCAAGACCAUCUCCUGUGCUGCCAACAAGCAGUCCUAGUUCAAAUCUUAAAGAUGUUAUGUUUAUGUGUCAGGUUUGUGAAUCGCUGAGUACUGAUUGCUUCCUCCAUCCUUGAACCCAUUCUCAGGAUGUGUUAGUUAAAUGAGAAAAAUUUUAGAUGUUCCUUUUAAUAUUUAAAUAAACUAAGGCUCUUAGAUUCAAAGUAGCUUGUAUUAUGUGCAUUUUCCUGUUAAUGUUAUUUAUAGAAAUCUAUCUAAAAAGAUCUAUCUCUGUAUUUAAAUAUUUCAUUGAUACACCAUGAUCUUUAUUAGUGCUGGAUGUACAAGAAAUGUUUUCUGACUCUUGACUUAAAAUGAAAUGUGAAAUUACUUGUCUAAACCCUAUAGAGUGAAAUAAACAAUUUUCC
This is a messenger RNA of Diceros bicornis minor, 1188 nucleotides long. It is a transcript of the gene DNAJC12, whose product is annotated as DnaJ heat shock protein family (Hsp40) member C12. The record is from RefSeq and is a predicted model, not a curated record. Gene Ontology annotation, cellular component: cytoplasm. The coding region runs from base 123 to 755 and encodes 210 amino acids. NCBI's taxonomy places the organism in Eukaryota, Metazoa, Chordata, Mammalia, Perissodactyla, Rhinocerotidae. The transcript has 6 exons.